CAUUCCAAACCCAGGUUAGCCCAACACCACAGUCUGAGUGCCAGAGAAGGAGACCGACACAUGGCAGUCCAUGGACCCUUCUUCAGACAGCCACAGGUAGUAACAAUGAUGUGGAUGCUUAUCAUAGUCCUCGGUAUGUGUGGAGGACAUGCCACGGGCUGGACAUAUCAUGCCUCCACAAAUACCAUGAACUGGACCAUGGCAAGAGAGUGGUGUUGGAUUAACAACCACACAGACAUGGUAGUCAUCCAAAACCAGGAAGAGAAUAAUUACCUCCUCAACAUCUUGCCUGAUAGAACUGGGUCUCCGUAUUACUGGAUCGGAAUCAAGAAGAUCAAUGGAAACUGGACAUGGGUCGGAACCAACGGAACGUGGGUUGGGAAUUCUUCCUGGGCACCCAACGAACCCAAUAACAAACUGGGUGAGGAGUGUGUUGAGAUGUACGUCAACAAAGGGAACAGCGAGAAUAAUGGGAAGUGGAACGAUGACAAGUGCUCAAAUCUCAAAUACUCGCUAUGCUACAGAGACCAAUGCAACCAAACAUCCUGCAUGGGACAAGGGAGAUGCUUGGAGACCAUCAACAAUUUUACCUGUGUGUGUGAACCUGGGUUUGAGGGACACUUUUGCCAAACAGCUAAGGGAUGUGACCCCUUAUGUCUACCUGAUGGCUUUGUGAACUGCUCUGCUGUCAACUUUACUGUCAACUCUACAUGUCGGUUGAGCUGUGAGAAGGGGAACCUACUGCUGGGAUCCCCAGAAGUCAGCUGUGGCACUGACAGGGUCUGGACUGCAGUCUGGGGCGAUGACAUCUGGAGCAGGAUCUGGGUCUGGAGCGGACAACGGCCAGUUUGUGCAAGUGAUCAGCAUGUCCUAAUGGCUGUAGCUGCUGGUUGGAUGCUCUCAAUGUCCUGUUGCAUCUGCUGCUGUUUCAAUCACAGAAAAAAAAAGAAGCAUGCUCAACUAAGGGAACCAGAUGAGGGUGUGACAUCAUCCAACGAGACAGGGGACAACUGAUGGACCUCUGAGACUUUAUACAUUAUGUCAAUCUACCUAUUAUUUCAACAUACUAUGUGGAUUAGUCCACAUCAAACAUAGGAUGUUGUAAAUCGUUAGAAUUAUGUUACUGUAUGUUAUGUGAAUUCUACAAGUUCAACAGCUUUGUGUAAGAAAAGUAAAUAAAACUAUU
Oncorhynchus keta (chum salmon) is the source of this 1186-nucleotide messenger RNA. RefSeq names its product L-selectin-like. Lineage: Eukaryota; Metazoa; Chordata; Actinopteri; Salmoniformes; Salmonidae. The record is from RefSeq and is a predicted model, not a curated record. The transcript has 7 exons. Bases 61 to 1014 code for a protein of 317 amino acids.